UGCAGAGAGGGCUGUAAGAUGCGCCAAACAGGCUCCCAGAUGUUGUCGCUUUGGGCUCUUGCAUUGGUUUGGCUUGUUUGGGGCUCCCCUACAUUUUGUGGGUCUACCCCGGGGCCAGAUGCAUCUGCUAAAAACGCCUGCUACCGAAAAACUUGUGGGAACAUAAAUUAUGACAUCCGUGAGGCUGUGUGCUGUGAGAAUCGCCUUCAUUCAGGGGCAGGGCUUUCGUGCUGUGGAGGGGAGCCUUUCAACCCUGCAAAAGCCACUUGUUGUACAGAAAGAGAUGGACACCCCAAGCCGAAAACAGCUCUUACUCUGGGUUUGAGCCAAAAAGUUUCAGAUUGCUGUGGCCUGAACGCCUUCAACCCUCUCAAUGAAAUAUGCUGUGAAUCAACCGUUGUACCCAAACCUGUGCCUAAGGCUGAGUGUUGUGGUAAAGAGGCUAUUGACGUGGACAAGCAGAUGUGUUGUGGUAAAAACAGGACGAUCCUGACUAGGAAAUCCAUUCAUCACCAGUGCUGUGGAAGUCAACAGUUCAACACUACGAGUCAUUGCUGCUCUCCGAUAAAUGGAAGCCUCCAAAUACUAGAAAAAAGCAACUCCAGUGGCUUUGCAAACAAGUCAGACCCUGUUGAUGUAAACAAGCAGAUGCGUUGUAGUCCAUCUGAAAACCCAACGAUCCUGUGUUGUGGACUGAAGCAGUACAACACUAAGACUCAUUGUUGCUGUGUGAUGAAUGAUACACUUAUGAUACAUCCUUGGGCCUCCAGUUGCUGCAAAAAUGAUUCAGGUGUGCAGAAACAGCAACCAGAACCUCAAUCCAACUGCACCGAACUACAAACAAGUCUCUGUGGGUCAUCAUGUUACAAUCCAAAUGAAUUUCGCUGCUGUGAGAGAAACCAGACCAAGUCUAAGUGGUGCUGCGGCCCAGAUCGAUGUGAUGCUGCUCCCACUGUGUAUAACCCACAUACCCAGGUCUGCUGUGACGGCUGUGUGUCAGAGAGGAAACCUUGGAUGGAUCAAUGUUGCGGAGAGACACCCUAUGGUUUGGCGGAACGUGGAGUUCUCUGUUGUAAUAACACCUUGUACAAGGACAGAGAAGAUGGAGAGGAAUGUUCAGAGAUCAGUGUUCCUUACAACCCAACUAAAUGGACUACAUGUUGUUCUCAGUUUCAUGCUACACCCGGACAACACUGUUGCGGGACAGAAGUCUAUCGACCUCACAUUGAAAUGUGCUGCGACGGACACAGACAUCCCAAAGAAAACAUGCAAUGUUGUGGAGUGAAAGCAUACAACAUAAGCAACCACCAGAUGAAGUGCUGCGCAGGGACAUUGUACAACCUGACAUCGUUAGGCACUGACAUACAUACGGCGCGGUGCUGUGGAUCCCUUCUGCAAAAAGCACAGGAUGUUUGCUGCUCACAUGAGGACAAGGAGUUGCUCUACUCUGCCAAGACAAGAUUCAGAUGCUGUGGUCACCUCUACUACAACACCUCUCUGUGGUCAUGCUGUGCAGAUAAGCUGAGUCCACUACACCAACCAGGACAUCAUCAGAACAAGAUGAUUCUCUCACUGAACAACCUGAAUGAAACAGAUCUUUGUAAAGAAAUGCUCAUCGGGACUGUGGACAGUGUGUCUCUGCACAGCAUCGUGUUCAGGAGUGUGCUGAAAAUCCAUGGAAGAACUAUGAUUCCUCUGCCCUCGCCUCACAUCCUAAAAAAACCUGAUCGUUGCAACUUCCCGAAACUGAUCCAUGGGAAGACCUACUUCUUUAAUGAAGUUAAUGUCUUCACUGAUUUCAACCAUGACUCUAUUCUCCAGUCAUUUCAUUUCAUUACUUCCAAGUGUAGUCAGGUGACCUCCUGUUAAUCUGUUGGUCAGCACUGGUCAGAUCUACUGUUAUCACUCAAUAUUUUUAACUCACCGAAAAAGUAAUGACAACACUUUACUAAUAACUCAUUAGUGGCAGUUACAAGUUACAUUACAUGUUACAUUGCUUUCUGUAACUUCUCCCAUCUCGCUCAAAGGUGCCUUUUAAAAACUCCAAAGCCUCCACGCCCUGUGGUUUCACAUGCAACCAGCCAACGAUUCGGAGGUAUUCACUGACCAUUGAGAGCUGGCUUAAUUGUUUAUUAUGGUGUGGGUGCUUGCAUUGUUAUUGUUAGUUAUUGUUCUUGGUGUGGCAGCCCUGGACAGGGCGAAAUUAAUUUACUCUGGGGACCCUAUGGAAAAAAUAGCUCUGGGCCAGUCUUUACUGCAUCAUUUGGACUUGUUGAAAGAUGUUAUCUCAUUGUGUACGACAGAAGUACAUUUCCACAUCUGUUGGCAGCACUGAUGUUCAUUUUGGCCAACUCAGGAACAACCUAAUUAGCAGCUAAACCGGCAGCGCUUAUUAUUUAAAAUGGUUCGAACAAUAUUUAUUUAGAAAAAUAAGACGUUAGACAUUACUGUUAGAAAAUUAUUAUGUUACAAUUAUUAAAUUAACUAAGAACAUUACACAUAUCAGUAGUUAAACUUAAAUUUUAAUAAACUGUUAGCAAAAAAGUUGCCAACUUACAACACAGUGACAAUACUAUUUGUGUAUUGUUUAUGUAUUAGCAAUUCAUAGUUACUCUGUAGUGAAAAUAAUAACUUUGGCAAUUUACAGUAUUACUUUUGAAUAUUUUUUUUUUUUUUUUUACCACAAACAAAUGUCACCCAGUCAACCUCUAUCCUUCAGGCCCUCUGAUGGUCUAUGGCUGCAGGCAGCACUCUAGAAAUCCUAUCCAUACCCACUCCCUCCAACUCAAAACUCCAAAACCCUAGUGAUUCCUGAAUGUACUCUUACAAGAGACUAACUAGAAGACACAAUGUGUAAAUUAUAACAUUUUUAAGGUGUUUUCCUUCUUCUUUGUUGUAGGCUAGCUGCCAACUUUGACCUUGAGCUUCUGCAUUAAGCUAACAUGUCCCAAACAGUCAGUCCUCAAAUAAGAGACGUAGCAUUACUGGGAUUAUUAACUAUCCAUUACCUGUUACUAAAGGCAGUAACCACUAUAGUAAGACUGCCCAACAUGGUGCAUGACGACAUAUUUAUCUGUAUGCUUUAUAACACACUAUUCAUUACAAAAGAUUUACAGACGCUACAGCGAUAAAAGCUGCAAGGAAUAUGUUAGCCUGAAAGUAGCUGACUUCUUUGCCAUCAUGGCACUACUUAUAUGAUUUUCACAUAAGCUAACCAGCUAUCAGCUAAUAUGUUUGGUUGUUCAGACCAUUUUCAUAACUUUAUUAGUCUAUUUUUUGGUUUACUGAUUGUACCCUUCAAUCUACAUGCCAAAUGCACACAAGUCCUACACUCAUACAAUUGUAUGUUUACAUGUAAAUUGAUGAGCAUUUCUUUAAAAAUAUCAGGGAUACAAGUAUCCCAAAUUGUAAUUAUAAUUUCUGUUUUCCUUAGUUGCAUUUAGGUUGCCAUUUUUCAUGUUAAUAUUAUUUUGUACUGUAAUGAGGUUGUGGACCUGGUGCCUAUAUUGAAUUUGAACUGUACAUUACUCUUGUAAUGGUAGAUUCAGUUUCUUUGUUUCAGCCACUGCAGAUGCCCAACCUCCCCCUUCCUAACACAAGAUGCCAGGUCCUUUUGUGUUUUGUAGAUUGUGAUAUCUGCACUUGGCUUUGCACCUGAAUGCAAGAUCCUGCAGGACACCUCAUAUGUAAAACACACCAGUAGGGGGUCGGCCCCGAUGCCUGCAGUGGGCAGAGGGGUGUGGAAGCACUUCCUGGAGGGCCACACCCCUACAGCAGACAAAGGUGUGUGAAAGAGGUGGUCCUCAGGUAUAAAUGUUUAGAUCUCCCCAUGUUCGGGGUCUUUCUUCAUCUUUGACCGCUCGCGUGUUGAUUGACCUUUUCUUUGCAAAGAAAAUAAACUUGUCGGCCGGCAGAAGUUCUCUAUUUCAUUCUUCACCAGCAGCAGAGAAAUUUCCACAACACUCUGUAAACUUAAUGUUUACUGUAUAUGUGAAAGAUGGGAAUUUAAGCUAUAAAAACAUUUUCAUUUUAACUAAAAAUAUUUGUAACAAUUUUAUACUGCACUUUAUUUGUAAUAUGUGACAGUAUAUUUUUAAAUAAAGUUAUAUCUAAUGAAGAA
This is a messenger RNA of Dicentrarchus labrax (European seabass), 4120 nucleotides long. RefSeq lists its product as uncharacterized. The transcript has 15 exons. The record is from RefSeq and is a predicted model, not a curated record. The coding region runs from base 19 to 1869 and encodes 616 amino acids. NCBI's taxonomy places the organism in Eukaryota, Metazoa, Chordata, Actinopteri, Moronidae.